UGCAGCAACGACAACAACAAUCAAUCCACCCAGGUUGCCGUCGCGACUGACAUUGGAGAGGACUCCAUGUUGGCAUAAAUUGUUGUAGUAGAUAUAACUCAAUGCUCAUCCUCGUUCACAUCAAUCGGACACGCUCAGGAUUCCUUGCUUAUGAAUUGUCAUCAUCGCCAGACCAGUCUAAUCUUCACUUCGCCUUUGACGACAGGCUGAAGCUCCACCUAAUUCCAGUAAGCACACACUGUGGUGCAGAUCGAUCACUAACCAGCAAUGCAUUUCAGUACACCGGCACUAGCCCAUUUGACUCUGCUCUCCGUCUGUCCUUUAGCAUUCGCGACUUUAAGUAGCUCUAGCUUUGAUAGUACAAUCUCUUCAUCCUCAUUCCCAGUCACCGAUGCUACUACAACGAGCUCCAUCUUCACCACUGGCGUGCCUGAGUCGACCGUACAACCGACCCUAACGUCGUUUACGAGCGACCCUCAAUCUGGACAGCCGGCAGAUACGACGAGUGCGCUCAGCCAACCCACUGGGGAGCCACUGUCACCUAGCGGUCCGGAAGGGUCAAAUCUGACGACUCCCUUUAAUUGGACUAAUCCCGAAAACGGAGCCUUUCCAAAUGGUAGCCGUGAUGCCAGCGGUGAGGGUGCGCCCCCGCCUGGAGGAGGUCCCGGUGGCGAUCAACCGAACCAGCUUGGUGACGGUCUGAACAGCGAUCGACCGCCUGAGCCUGGGAACGUGCCCGGUGAUGAUCGAUCUCCUCCCCCUGCUACUGGGGUUGACAGCGACCAGUCUUCUCAGCCCGGAAACGGGGGUAACAGCACCGACUCAUCGCAGCCGCAGGGGAAAUCAUCCGGUCACGACGAUGGCAAAAUCGCGCGCGGCGGUGGUAUGAACUCGAUGAUGCACCAUCAUGCGACAUCCACUUGGUCCGACCAGCUAGCUUCCACGGCGAUGCUGAACGACGACUUUUUUCCAACAUCAACUAUGGCAGAGGACAUCUCUCCAACAUCGACCAUGGAUGAUGACUUCCCUCUCACUUCGACCAUGAGUGGUGAUGCAAGCACCAUGACCGAGGGACCUUCUUCCACGAUCACCGCGAGCGAAGAACCUUUCCCCACAUCCACCAUGAUCGAGGAUCCUUCUUCCACAUCUACCAUGCCCGACGACACGUUUUCCACAUCUACCAUGCCUGACGACACGUUUUCCACAUCGACUGUGAGCGAGGAAAUCUCUUCAUCCUCGAUUGUAUCGAGCAGUGAAAUUUUGACCUCUUCCAUCGUAACGGUGGAAGCCACUACUACUUCUUCAUCAGCCAUGUUGAGUAGCACUUCUGAGUCUUCAACCAUGAGUACAUCGUCAGAGAUUUCAACGGAGCCACCGACGUCGACGAUGACGAGUGCCUCGGUGCCGGCGACCUCGAUUCCUAGUUCGACGGAAGAGGUCUUCACAUCUAGCUCACCGCCGGAACCAGAGGCCAUGACCUCCACGAUUCCUGAGAGUACUUCGUCAUUCGAAACAUCCUCAAUGACGACAGUGCCCGAGAGUCCUCCAAUGACUAGUUCGGAACCUCCUACAACGUCUGCGCCAAGUAGUGUCGAGGCUUCGACGGUUUUCGUCACACCUCCAGCGGAGACUGUCACACAGAUCAUCGAGCCCUCUGCGCCGCCUCCAAUGCCGACAUCGACAGUCGACGCCGUAGCGCCGCCGCCUCCACCUCCACCGCCAGCAGCAGAUGUCCCACCUCCGAAUACAGCCACAAUUACAGUCACAGCUCCUCCGCCACCCCCGGUCGAGACACCGCAGCCAGCGCCACCGCCGGCGGACACUCCUCCGGUCGCGUCUCAGCCGCCAAAAGUCACCACCCCUGCUCCACCGACGAUAACAAAGCAGCCGUCCACGACGCCGAUGACGUCGCAUACCACGACUUCUCGGCCGCCCACAUCGACGAUCGAUGACAUGAACAGCGGCGGCGCGAUGAGAGCGAGGCCUGAUCUGUCGGGCUCCGCCUGGGCGAUGUUCGCGCUCGGAGCAGGAUAUGCCGCGAUGAUUCGUUGAAUUCGUCACGGACGACGUGGUCGCGUGAGCAGCUCUCAUAGGGAGCAUGCCGUACGACGGAUAUAUACAUACACACUUCUUGGGAUGGAGUUUAAGUUUACAUCAGCAAGAAUUUUUUUCCUGAAGCGAUUGCGAUCCGAUAAUUCAAGCGGUUUGACAUUCCGCCUCCAGUAUACAUUUACAGGCGACCGGGAGCGG
Molecule: messenger RNA, 2250 nt
Organism: Dissoconium aciculare CBS 342.82
Lineage: Eukaryota; Fungi; Ascomycota; Dothideomycetes; Mycosphaerellales; Dissoconiaceae
Exons: 4
Coding region: 268-2052 (594 amino acids)
Source: RefSeq, a predicted model, not a curated record